Messenger RNA from Impatiens glandulifera, 1287 nucleotides. RefSeq names its product probable aspartic proteinase GIP2. Bases 1 to 1287 code for a protein of 428 amino acids. The transcript has a single exon. NCBI's taxonomy places the organism in Eukaryota, Viridiplantae, Streptophyta, Magnoliopsida, Ericales, Balsaminaceae. Gene Ontology annotation, molecular function: aspartic-type endopeptidase activity. The record is from RefSeq and is a predicted model, not a curated record. Gene Ontology annotation, biological process: proteolysis.
AUGGCUCUCUUCGUUUAUUUAUCUCUAAUCUUUUUAAUCUAUCAAUAUCAUGAUCAUCCAACCGUCACUGCCGUCACUUACCAUCCCCGGUCCGUUCUAAUUCCUGUAACCAAAGAUCCAAAAGCCCUUCAAUACCUAACCCAAAUCAAACAAAGAACACCUCUCGUGCCCUUGACCCUCGUACUUGACCUAGGUGGUCAGUCCCUAUGGGUGGACUGCGAAAGCGACUAUAUCAGCUCUUCAUACAGAUCAGUCCAUUGCGGUUCACCCCUAUGCAAGCUUUCCCCUUCACGGAUAUGCCGCGAUUGCUCUCCAGUCAAACCUGGUUGCAGCAAAAACUUUUGCAGCAUCUUUUCCGAGAAUACAGCCACUUGGUCCAUCGCGCCUGGAGAGCUAGCCACCGACCUCGUCUCUUUUCCCUCCACCAACGGAGUCCCACCGGCCCGCUUACCAUUCAAUUGUGGACCCACUUACCUCUUGGAAGGAUUAGCCGAAGGCGUAAAGGGAAUGGUCGGAUUAGGGUUGAGAAACUUGUCAAUCUCAACUCAACUCGCAGUAACUUACCGAUUCCCUCGGACGUUCGCCAUGUGUCUUGCCUCAUCAAAAGGAGUUGUAUUGUUUGGACACGGCCCGUAUAGUUUCCUCCCGGGGAUUGACAUGUCGAAGAGACUAACGUACACGCCUUUGAUCAUAAAUCCGGUGAGCACCGCGUCCGCAUUCUUCGAAGGUGAUAUUUCGUCGGAAUAUUUCAUGCAUGUACGUGCCAUCAAGUUUAAUGGACGAGAAAUAUCAAUCAACAAAACCCGUUUGAUCAUUAGCAAGGAUGGGAGAGGAGGGACCAAGUUCAGCAAUAUGAUACCCUACACAACCUUGGAGAGGUCCAUAUACAAAGCGGUUACGGCUGCGUUCGGUCGGUUUAUGAAGGUGGCGAGAGUGAAGGCGGUGAAGCCAUUCUCCAUAUGUUACAACUCGAGCAUGCUUGGGGUCACGCGAGUGGGGUAUGCGGUUCCGCAAAUUGAGCUUGUGCUUCCGGGGAAAUCGAGUUGGUUAAUCUUUGGAGCCAAUUCGUUGAUGAACGUGAAGAAGGAUGUUGUGUGUUUUGCAUUCAUAGACGGAGGGUUAAAUCCAGUAACUUCAAUUGUUAUCGGAGGGUAUCAGCUUGAGGACAAUCUACUUCAAUUCGAUUUGGGAAAGUUGAGGAUUGGCUUCUCGUCUUCGUUGCUAUUUUACAGGACUACCUGUGCCAACUUUAACUUCUCCUCCUCCACCAUAUCUAAUUACCCAUAA